AUGUUUUAUCUCAAACGUACCCUUUUGGUUCUAAUAGCAACCUCGUUCCUGGGUCUUGCCUCCCCAACUCUCGAAAGCCUGCGGUAUGAUGGCGAGCUUUUAGGUCGAAGAGGAAAUGUAUCAUCGAAGCCAGUCCAAGAAGGGUUUGCUUACAAGCGUCAAGAUGAUGGUGACGACAGCGGAGAUGGGAAUAUUUUAUGUCGUGCUGUUGAUAGUUCCAAGGACCGGAGGCCUGCAUGGAUUACUCGUAAACGUAGUCUAAGUUCAAUUCCUGCCAUUAGGAACAACACACUCAGCCAUGCAAUUGAAGAGAGAAGACUCCCUCUUCUAAAUCGCCAAGUCAACAUGGAUGAUUUCAUGGUAGAUAGAACUGAUGGUGAUGGAGAAAAUCGAGACUAUUAUACUGCGGUCUUCACUGGUCACGAUGAUGAAAGGGACCCAAAUGGAGAUUUGGUUAAUACUGCCGAGUUUGCACUACUUAAUCAAAGAUUGGACAUGGGUCUCCAAGGUCUUCAUGGCUGUACAGCUCUGGCUAUUGUGUCUCAGGAGGCGGUAUACUUUGCCCACUACUUUGAGGAUUUGUCUUGGGACCCGGAUACGUCGAGUCAAUUGGAUUUCGAAAACCGCGUCUUGAGGUUUUUAGACGAGGGGAGCCCGCGAUAUAAUCGCCCGUGGCCAAACAAUAGGUAUAUAGGCCUGAGAGAAGUGGCGCAUCAUUUCCAACACGGAGUGGAGGUCCACAUCAUGACACCCCAACUGGAGGUUGUAGACACGGAUGAUGACGGUGUAGAGUAUGUGGUUCCAGUUAAUUUGCACUAUAGAAAUAGAGUUAUGCAAUUGAUGGGGGCCGUUCAAACAAUCAUGCGAGAGCAAGGUUGGUUUGUUUGGCCUUCAAUUUGGGCAUAUCAAGCGCUAGAUAGCAGCGAUCCGGAAGGUGACUGGCUAUUAGACAAUACAUUGAGAGGGAAAGCGCUUUACCAGUUUGAUCCAUUUGGAACCACAACAAGACAAAGAGCAAGACUAAUAAUGGAAGGCGAGCAGUUAAUGGGCCAAGUAAACGACGUCCGAUUUGGACAAGUCUACAUACAAGAUUGGUCAGCUGUAGAUAUCCGUUCAAUGGAUGAGACGACGCUCUCAUGUGGAGGCCAAAUGUACUCCGAAAGCGAGCACACCUGUUAUGGAGAAGUGCUAUGUCCUAUAAUUAGUGGCAUUUCUACGCUUCUUUGUGGAUCAGAAUGCUAUCUUGAAUCCCUUUAUACCUGCUAUGGAACAUCUUUAUGCCCUGUUGUUGACGAUGUUCCCACCUUGCAGUGUGGAUCUGCUUGUUAUCUUGAAUCUCAAUAUAGCUGUUUGGCAUCGCAAUUAAUUCAAGUUUCACCCGACACUCCGCCGCCAUAUACUCAAUCAGGAAUCGUAACAUCCACUCACAUUCCGGGCCAAGGAAGCGAGGUAAUAAUCAACGGGACGACUUAUCAGAUUGGAAGCCAAGCUUCCACUCUGACUGGCGGUGGAGCACCCAUUGUCAUUGGACCUGGUACCAUAGUUGUCGGCUCAGAGACAAUGACCUUUCCUGCUUUUCCGACGGCACCAAUUGUGUUUACUGCUGAUGGCAUUACAAUUACGCUGAAACCAUCUCGACCUCAAAGCUCCUCGGGCGCAUCAUCGACACGGACUGCAGUCCCUACCUCUCCUCCGGUUCCCACGCAAGUAAUUAUUGCCGGCUCAACAUUCACAUUAGGGCCAACGAGCUCCGCAAUUACAGCCGAUGGGGCUGUAAUAAUAAUUGGUUCCAGUGAAAUUGUCAUUGGCACGGAUACUGUCAAUAUUCCAGCGAGCGUGACUGGAGCAUUCCCAAUGACUACAGAUGGAAUCACUUUCACUGUUAUUCCUGGGUCUAGUUCCGCUACAUCAACCGCCGUGCCAGGAGGCACUCCCACCCGAAGCCUACCUACCCCAACGAAUACUCCAUUUGAGCCUAUAACUCAGACGAUCGAAACUUUGAUUGCUUCAGAUGGCUCCAGUACGCAUUACAUAACUUUCAGACCCGCAACAAUGACACAGUUUGCCUCAAUUACAGCUUUAACUUCAAUAACAACUAUCCAGAAUGAGCAUCCUACAACCAUAGUCGUUGGUCCUGGGGGUGUAGUCUGGGAAACCUUUGAGAGCACGAGCUUAAGUGGAUUCCCUCCAAUAGUGUACCCAUCUCUACCGCCAUAUCCACGAGGCUCAAGUUCCAUCGUUUCGCCGACGUCCUCCUCGAUCAGUACAGAUCCUUUCCCAUCAUCGGAGUUUCCUUUACCCCCAAUUGUCACCACAGAAGUGACGACUACAGGGCCAAACGGCCCCAUUGUAACUACGGUGACUGGAACUACAAACGUGGAUGGUAUCGUGACACCAGUGGUGACUUUAUCUACUGACGGUGCCAUUAAUACAGCCAGUUCUUUGGUAUCACAAUAUAGGAGAAUAUCCAGCAUCAUCAAUUCAUUCUCAUCUAGUACAGCAGAUUCUGCUCAAGCUAGUGCGGCAGUUGCCGCAGUGAAGGGUGGCGAAUCAGACACAAAUUCUUUUGGACGGGCCUUGGGCAAUGCACUGUCUGGGCUGUGUUUCAUCUUUUGCGGAACAAUUAGUUCGGCAGCAAAGCUUUUAGACAGCCUAGACACGGUUAUAAAACAUGUGCUUGAUGGAUCGACUAGCACUGGAUCAUUAACUCCUCUCUUGACUGGUCUUUCGGAAAUAGCGAAUGAGCUUGAAAAGGAAGUAGAGCACGAGAAAGGGCUUACAUCACAAUCGACAUUAGCCCCAACGAGCUCCUCACAAUGCGUCAUUGCUACUGUUGCGAACUGCGAGGUACAUUGCGCCACAGGGUUUAUUAAAGCUACUGUGAUGACUUCAAGCUGUUUCUCAAGUGCUUGCAGCAUAAUCAGCUCUUGUAGUGCAACUGAAGCAACCUCAACGAUAACGCAGUCAAGCUUUUGUCCAACUUCACGCCAGUCAGCAGGACCAAUGACUUUAUUCUCUUACCCAGGAUUUGUUCGACUUCCAAUGGGAACAUGGGGACCGGAUGACCCUGAUACCAGCACAACUAUCACUACCUUCACUUCUGAAAUUUCAAGUAUUCCUCCAAGCACCUUCAUCACUUCAACUACCCCACCAACCCCCACACCUUCACCAAUAAUUUGUGGUAGUCCCCGGGCCUGUGAUGCCGAUGGAUGUGCCGGAACACUUGUCCAUAAUGAAGCGACAUGCAAAGGCAACUUUGCGACUUGUACAUGCAUUCCUAAUGCCAACACUCCUGGGUUCUCGUGCGGAAAUCCGCAAUCAUGUGAAAGCAACAACUGUGUUGGAAAAUUUGCCGAGGGAAAGGCUACAUGCACGAAUGCUUCUGCUGGCUGCAAGUGCUUCCCAUCCACAAAUACUCCAGGAUUUUCAUGUAGAAAUCCGCAAUCAUGCGAAGCCGACGAUUGUGGUGGAACAACCAGCGUAAGCCACGUCUCUACUUGCAAAAACAACUUCGCUGGAUGUCCUUGCCUCCCAAGUAAGAAUACGCCGGGACUUUCUUCGGGAGAGAAUCUCAUCUUGAGCGAUUGUGGCAUCGGACUUGGCGAUAACGGCGGUUCGACAUCUAGAGAGAUGAUGUACUACUCUGGCGAUGUCUGGCGAUCUGACGGAUCCGUCGCCAGCAAACCAAACAUGAUGGUUAACGUCCCUUGGGACGGAUCGUAUCCUUGGAGGGGUAGCGGUGUCUCGGCAACAUUUCCCAAUGGCGAUACAUUCAAAGUCACCAUCAACCCCGGUUUGAGUGAUCCUUCAUGGGCCGGUUAUGCAUUCCAUACCUACAACGAAGUAGUAUUGAUUUGCUAUUCCUUUCAUAAGGAAAAGGUAUAUCAACUCGAUGACGGGAAAUGGUGCUCCUCUGCUUAUGUCUGCACUCACGGCGACCCUCCAGUAUUCGAUUCGAAACCAGAGCCUAUCCCCAAGCCUAUCCCCAAGCCUACCCCGGACCCUAUACCCGAAUAUGGCUUUAAAACACACAUCUCCUCGAAUAAAGAUUUCGUCAAUAUUUAUUUCCAAACCGCUACUCAAGUAUUUAGCCACCUUGAACACAAAUUCGGCAAUGGAAGGGACUGUGUGGAGACACCCGUUAGUCUCAACAGUCAGUGUGCGAUUACUUUCAAGUGUCAUACCGAAGGGGGACUUACUCUUUACGACAUGGCCAGUUUCCUAAUCUAUGGCAUGCCAAAAGUUCCAGGUUUUGCUUUCUACGAGGAAGACACUUAUCAGGUUUGCAAGAAGUACGAUUCUCGGCCCGGUCAUGAAGGUGAAUGCCUGGGGUAUACGGACAAAGUCGAUACUUACGUAGUCAUCCCCAAGUCACUGGAUAUAAACGUGGAGACUGUUCUUUUGAAUGGAUCUGGUGGGCAACCCAAGCCCCAAGCAACGCUGAGGUAUGAUAUUACAUGUGCCAGGAGCUCGUGGAGCUGCAACAUGUGCACUCUUAUCAGAACUUCGCCUCCACCUCCCGUGGCUUGGGGAGGGGAGGUUUCAUUGGCUUGCGAGCAAGCAUGUUAA
Venustampulla echinocandica is the source of this 4569-nucleotide messenger RNA. RefSeq lists its product as uncharacterized. The record is from RefSeq and is a predicted model, not a curated record. The transcript has 7 exons. NCBI's taxonomy places the organism in Eukaryota, Fungi, Ascomycota, Leotiomycetes, Helotiales, Pleuroascaceae. The coding region runs from base 1 to 4569 and encodes 1522 amino acids. Gene Ontology annotation, molecular function: carbohydrate binding.